UUCCAAGACCAUGGAUGGAGAGAGCGAGGUGGAGGAGAAGAUGUCCAGUUUGACCGGAGAGAGGGGGGAGAGGACCCCUCCAGACUACCAGUGUUAUGUUCUAUGUGAGUCACUCCAAGGUUCCGUUGAUGACAAAGAAGACUGCCCUCUGAUGAGAGCAGUGUCGUGUAGCUGGGUGUCAAAGGUGUACCGGCUGCCUACGGAGACGGACUGCUGGAUGCUGGUGAAGGAGAAGAUGUCUGAGUCACCUUUGACCUUUCACAUCCCCACUCUGCUCCUGGACAACCUCAUAAAAGAGGAGAAGGCCAGGAUCAAGGAGCUGAAUGACCUCUGUGACCUUUCUCCUGACUGGGACGGACUGAGGAGUGACAUAAUCGCUCACUGCAGACAGCUGAUUGGCUGGUACGAGGCGACAGUGUCAGAGCUCAGCAGGAUGAGAGCCUCCUCUUGUUUUAAGUCCUCUCAGAGGAAGGCCGACAGACAUCUGCAGUUUGUUCCUACUAACCUCCACCUGCAGAGGAUGGAGGUGAUCCACGAUCAAAACAAUACAGGUGAGUGUUAUGAUGUCAUCACGGUCGGAGCUGCAGCCAAUCAUCACAUGUCCUUUAAACACGGCGGACUGAAAAGACUCAUCAGCAAACACACCGGCAGCAGUCCUCUGUCCUUCUCUCCAGGCGAGGCCUCCAGGGCCAGGGCCCUCCUGGCCAGCGUGGCCCAGCUACAGCCUCUGAUCUUCGGUUUGUCGGAGGAGGUGCUGGCCUCUUCCCUGGAGCUCAGUCCCACCAGGCUACAGCAGGCCCUGAACAGACUAGCCUACCAGACUGAACAGUUUGUGCACGCGCUCAAAGACGAGCUGGUUCGGAGCACCUUAUUGGCCAUCCACACGCUGAGCCUCGCCCCUUCCAGAGGCCACGCCCCCAUCCCCACUCGCAACGGGACGCUUGGCAACCACACGUCAGCCAAUCAGGAAGGACUUCCCGCUGUCGUCCCAGAGUAUGAUGAGGAGGACUGGGACAGGACGUGGGCCAACGUUGCUAUGAGUUUUAACUGUCUCACGGUGAUGAUGGACCGGCUUCUAGGCCGAGAGGAGCUCACACCGGAUCUGAUGUCUUCCCCACAACAGGAAGCAACCAGCAGCUAUGUCUCCAGCUACCCUGGCGGAAGUCGUCAGGACCAGCUGCUCCCCCUGGUGUUGACUCUGAGGGAGUGCGUGCGCGAGGCGUCCCAGAAGGCCAAGGCUGCGAUGAACGUAGUUCUCCUGCAGGAGGCGUUGGCCGCCUCCCACCACCACGCCCCUGCACUCACCCACAGGAGAGACGCUGUCUUCAGCCAGGCGCUAGGAGUGCUGGUGUGUGGGGUGGCGUUGAAGGUUUAUGAGAGCCUGGACAAGCCAGAGGUUCUCCUCCAGUUCCACACAGCAGGAGUCCUGGUGCAGUUUGAAGUCCUGCUGAGCACCUAUGGUGAGGAGGUCGGUAUGCUUGAGGACAUGGAGGUGGGGGUGUCUGAUCUGAGUGGAGUAGCAUUCUGCGUUACCACGGCAACAUCAGACCAUCCAGACCACCUCCUGCCAACCCUGAGAGGAACACGCGGUAGUCUUGUUGUGGAGCUGCGGUUGCCAGGGGAGACGUUCUGUUCAUUGCCACAGGAGCUGCAGGCAGGGGGUCUGAUCAGGGUCUGUCCGGUACUGUUCAACAUCGGAAUCAACCAGAACCAGAGUCUAGCAGAGAGGUUCGGGGACUGUUCUCUGCAGGACAGGAUAAAUCAGGAGAACUGUGAGCUUCUCAAAUCAUACUGUUCAACUUUCAGAGAUACUCCAUCAGGAGGAGCAGGGCAAGAUAUAGAGCAAUUGUUAUCCUCUCUCCAGAGUUCUAUUGGGAGUAAGAAGAGGAAGAACGUGGAGGUCCUGUGGUCAGCUGCAUCGGUAUGUCGUAGGGUCAAUGGUGUGCGUGUGACCAGCUGUAAGAGUGCUAAAGACCGGACGGCCAUGUCAGUCACACUGGAACAGUGUGUUCUCCUCCGAGACGAACACACCCUCCGACACACACACUUCAACACCGCCCUGGACACCAUGAGGAGAUCUCAUCUCUCCUGGGGUCAGAUGGUGGCUUGUUAUGCCCGUCCAUGCUGCUCCGUGCCCAGAGUAGGACCAUGGGUUGGGGCCCCUGUCCUGGGCCCACAGGCCCCUGGGUGCCACCUCUACCCGGUUAUCUUUCUGCUGGUCACCUCUCACCUACUGGUGUUCUGGCUUAUCAUCAGCCUCCUUGUCGCACUCGACUACCAGUAACACACACUUGAGACGAGUACCACACACCAGAAACACAUACGAGACCAGUAACACACUGGGUUACCAGUAACAUACACUGGAGACCACUAACACACAGGAGACCAGUUACACACACUGGACUACCAGUGUCACACACUGGAGACUAGUUACACACAAUGAAGACCAGUAACGCAUACUGGACUACCAGUAACACAAACUGUAUCACACGUGUGUGUGUGUGUGUGUGUGUGUGUGUGUGUGUGUGUGUGUGUGUGUGUGUGUGUGUGUGUGUGUGUGUGUGUGUGUGUGUGUGUGCGCGUGC
Gadus macrocephalus (Pacific cod) is the source of this 2585-nucleotide messenger RNA. Its product is annotated as type II inositol 3,4-bisphosphate 4-phosphatase-like. Gene Ontology annotation, molecular function: phosphatidylinositol-3,4-bisphosphate 4-phosphatase activity. Lineage: Eukaryota; Metazoa; Chordata; Actinopteri; Gadiformes; Gadidae. The coding region runs from base 11 to 2284 and encodes 757 amino acids. The record is from RefSeq and is a predicted model, not a curated record. Gene Ontology annotation, cellular component: cytoplasm. The transcript is spliced from 18 exons.